Molecule: messenger RNA, 2292 nt
Organism: Momordica charantia (bitter melon)
Lineage: Eukaryota; Viridiplantae; Streptophyta; Magnoliopsida; Cucurbitales; Cucurbitaceae
Product: rhodanese-like domain protein
Source: RefSeq, a predicted model, not a curated record
GAACUCUUAUUCUGUCGAAUUGUAGGCAGGGCUGGUCCGGCGACGCCGAGGCGCGAUAUAGCAGGGCCUUGGCUCCUUCCUCUUCCAAAACAUCUUCUCUCCAUCCAGCGAAACUGUCAAAGCUCUGAAAUUUUGCCCCUUUCAAUGGUGAACAACGAAGACGAUGACCAAUAUGGCGUCCUUCUGUACUACAAGUACGCUCAGAUACCUGACCUCGAUGACCUCGUUUCCUUCUACGAGUCCAAUUGCAGCUCCCUCGGCCUUGUGGGUCGUGUCCGCCUCGCUUCUCAGGGUGUCAACGUCACUGUUUGCGGGAAGUUAUGCUCGUUGAGGAGUCAUAUUACUGCAAUGAAGUUGAAUAGCUUAUUUGAUGGGACUGAUUUCAAGCUCGCAUCCUGUCACCAACCCUUGAAUGACAUUGUAGCGAGAGAAUGUGGAUUUACUUCUCUUUCAGUUCGAGUUGUCCAAGAGUUGGUCACCCUUUGUUCAAAUCCUCUCUUAAAGUUACCUGAAAUUACAGAAGCUGGAACUCAUCUCUCUGCUGCUGAAUUUCAUUCUGUUCUUGAGAGUGCUGGGCUACUCUCGGAUGAAGAGACACCGAGGCAUAAUAAAGAUGUCGUUCUAUUGGAUGCCAGGAAUUUAUACGAGACUAGAGUUGGGAAGUUCCAAACACCAAAUGUUGAAACACUGGAUCCAGAAAUUAGGCAGUAUAGUGAUUUGCCAUCUUGGAUUGAUGAUAAUUCUGAAAAGCUGCGAGCGAAAAAAAUUCUUAUGUAUUGCACUGGAGGAAUCAGGUGUGAGAUGGCUUCAGCGUACAUAAGGUCAAAAGGACCUGACUUUCAGAAUGUGUUUCAGUUAUAUGGUGGAAUACAACGUUACUUGGAACAAUUUCCUGAUGGUGGAUUGUUUGCAGGGAAGAAUUUUGUGUUUGAUCACAGGAUGUCUGUUGGGAGCUCAACUGAAGAUAUCAUCGGGACCUGUCUUAUUUGUGGAGACCCCUUUGAUGAUUAUUCUUCUCGCUGUCGGUGUAAAAAUUGUCGAAUGCUCGUUCUGGUGUGUGAUAAUUGUCAGAAAAAGGAGACCCUAUAUGUUUGUGAGCUGUGUCAGAAGCAUGGUAAGGAUGGCGGGCUGAUUUCUCAAUUCCAGAGCACAAAAUCGGAAGUAGUCUCACUGCAAAAUGAACUCCAAAUUGGUUCCCAGCAACUUCCUUGGAGUAAUGGUUGUAGGUCACCGAGAAAAUUGAGAAUCCUAUGUUUGCAUGGAUUUAGACAGAACGCUUCAAGCUUCAAAGGAAGAACUGCAUCAUUAGCAAAGAAACUCAAAAUCAUGGUGGAGUUUGUGUAUGUUGAUGCACCUCACGAGUUAUCGUUUAUUUACCAUCCUCGCGACAGUGAGCCUCAGGAAGCUUGCAUGACAUCUUCAGUACAACCAAACCGUCCUCCGCCAUUAGGGUGUUGCAGGAAGAAGUUUGCUUGGUUAAUUGCACACAAUGCAGGUGAAAGGAAUGAAACUCAAUGGGAAGUUGCAGAUGCCCCAUUUGAUCCACUCCAGUAUCAGAAACAAACUGAUGGGUUUGAGGAAUCGUUGGCGUAUUUGAAGACUCUAUUUUCUGAGCAAGGACCAUUUGAUGGGAUCUUGGGUUUUUCACAAGGAGCAGCAAUGGUUGCAGCAGUAUGUUCGAGAAAAACGAGUCUAAAGGGUGCAAUAGACUUUCGCUUUGCAGUGUUGUGCUCUGGAUUUCCUCUUCAAAUGCAAGAGUCAAACCAUGAACCAAUUAGCUGCCCCUCACUUCACAUAUUUGGUAGUGAUCAGGGAAACGAUAGGCAGAUAGCGAACGAAACGAGCAGAGACCUUGCUUCUUGUUUUGAUGCAGGUUGUUCUGUGAUAAUCGAGCACGACUCCGGUCACAUAAUUCCUACUCGUUCUCCCUACAUCGAUGAGAUAAAAGAGUUCCUUCGACGAUUUCUCUAACUGGAUUCAUGGGUUGAUGUUGCAAAUAGCUACGAUCUUACAAGGGGUUAUAUUUGAUUUCCUCGAGUAUUAGAAUGGGACUUUUUCUGCUUCAUAGUGAGAGCUCAUUGUAGACCAUUUACCAAUUUGUUAAGUUUAUAGUUUUAUGUAUAAUUUAUUUACAUGAAACCUAGAAAUUGAUAACUGAUCCAAUUUGAGUACCCCACAAGAUUGGAGCAAACAAGAAUGAGACUUGCAAAGCUUUUUGGCGCUUUAGUGUAUCUAAAGUUUGCAGGUUUCUGAAUAUAUAUUUUUUUAUCAUUAGUUAAUCUCAUUUCGUAA